UGCGCGGCUAGCGGUGGGGACCCGGCCCCGCAGCACCCGGGAGCCCGGGCGGGGCUCAGGUCGCUCGGGGGCGGUGCCGGUUCCCGCCCCCCACAUCCGGGGGCCGGGCUGGGCGCUGGGGCUCGCGCCGCACGGGUGAGUCAGGCCGGGUUUUCCCUCCGUCUCUGGGGCCAGCCGACGAGUGUCGCCCAGUGCGUCCUUUGCCCGCCGAUCCAGCUCCCGCGCGUUCCCGAAGAGCCUGGGAAGGGAAAGGUUCGAGACCGAGCUGGGGACUGCAGCGCGCCCUAGGAUUCACGGCGCCAGCAUGCCUUCCUGGGCGCAGUUCCACCGGGAUGUCCAACCUGUCUUCUCUGCCGCCUUCCCGGGGACACCACUCAGCUGCCCUCACCCUCAGGGUACCCUUUUCCUGCCUCAGCCCCCUACUGUGUCUGGUCCUCACCUGGGGACCUGCGAACAGGGGACGUCCCGAGAUCUGGGACUCCGUUCCAGUCCUGACUUUAGCCUUUAACAAAAAAUCAGCUGCCCGCGCCCUGUUGAACCUUCAUGGCCACAACCUCAGGCCCUGCUGGCAUUGCCAUGGGCAGCGUAGGCAGCCUGUUGGAACGGCAAGACUUUUCCCCUGAAGAACUUCGGGCCGCACUGGCUGGCUCCCGGGGCUCCCGGCAGCCCGAUGGGCUCCUCCGGAAAGGCUUGGGCCAACGAGAGUUCUUCAGCUACCUGCAUCUCCCCAAGAAAGAUGGCAAGACCACUAAGCGAGCUCCUCGGAACGAGCCAGAUUAUGCCACCCUCUACUACCGGGAGCAUCCUCGGGCUGGUGACUUCAGCAAGACCUCCCUGCCUGAGCGGGGUCGCUUUGACAAGUGCCGAAUCCGUCCUUCUGUGUUCAAGCCUCCUGUGGGCUCUGGGAAAGGCUUCUUGUCCAUGCAGAGCCUGGCAGCCCACAAGGGCCAGAAGUUGUGGCGAAGCAAUGGCAGCCUGCACACUCUGGCCUGUCACCCACCCCUGAGCCCUGGGCCUCGGGCCAGUCAGGCCCGUGCGCAGUUGCUUCACGCUCUCAGCCUAGAUGAAGGUGGCCCUGAGCCCAGCCUGUCGGACUCUUCCAGCGGGGGUAGUUUUGGCCGUAGUCCAGGUACUGGCCCCAGCCCCUUCAGCUCCUCCUUGGGCCACAUUAAUCACCUUGGAGGCUCCCUGGACCGUGCUCCAAGGAGCCCCAAGGAGUCUGGACCUCUGGCGGUCCUGAGCUGCUUGCCCGAACCACCUCCCCCCUACGAGUUCUCCUGCCCCUCUACUGAAGAGGUCGCUGUGUUGCCUGAGGCCUGUGAGGAGCUCAAGAGGGACCUCGGUGACCAGGAUGUUUCUAACUCCUUUACUCAGGUGCUAGAGGAGCGCCAACGGUUGUGGUUGUCUGAGCUGAAGCGGCUGUACGUGGAACGACUCCAUGAGGUGGCCCAGAAAGCUGAGCGCAGCGAGCGCAACCUCCAACUGCAGCUGUUUAUGGCCCAACAGGAGCAGCGGCGCCUGCGCAAGGAGCUUCGGGCUCAGCAGGGCCUGGCCCCAGAGCCUCGGAUCUCUGGGUCCUCCGUGGAGGCUGACCCCAAUGCUCGGCCAGAGGAAGAAGCCCGAUGGGAGGUGUGCCAGAAGACCGCGGAGAUCAGUCUGUUGAAACAGCAGCUUCGGGAAGCCCAGGCGGAGCUGGCACAGAAGCUGGCAGAGAUCUUCAGUUUGAAGACGCAACUUCGGGGCAGCCGGGCACAAGCCCAGGCUCAGGAAGCUGAGCUAGCCCGGCUGCGGGAGGCAGUGCACAGCCUGCAGGAGCAGGCACCGCGGGAGGAAGCCCCAGGCAGCUGCGAGACAGAUGACUGCAAGAGCAGAGGACUGCUUGGGGAGGCAGGAGGCAGUGAAGCCAGAGAAGGGGCUGAUCAGCUGAGGGCAGAGCUGCUGCAAGAGCGGCUUCGGGGCCAGGAGCAGGCUCUGCGCUUUGAGCAGGAGAGGCAGACUUGGCAGGAGGAAAAAGAGAGGGUGCUCCGCUACCAGCGAGAAAUCCAAGGGAGCUACAUGGACAUGUACCGCCGCAACCAGGCACUUGAACACGAGCUGCGGCUGCUGCGGGAGCCUCCUACAUCCUGGAGUCCCCGGCUGGAGUCCUCCAAGAUCUGAGGCUCGCCAAGUGUGCUGAUAGCGGGCAUACUGUCAGAAGAUACCCUGAGAUGGCAGGCUCCUCCCUUGCACUGGUUGGAGGCAGAAUCUGUAGAGGCCAGAUCAGGGAUGGGACGCCUGCCCCGUGGAGGGCUCCAGCGGGCAAUGGGAUGGAUAGGGUACCUGCUCCCGAAGCUGUGGCAAAGUCUUGCUAGCAGCGAACCACACCCAGGGAGGGUCUAGCCCUGCUUCCAACAGUGGGUGUGGCCCGGUAAAGUAGGUUGGAGCCGUCCAAGCUUCAGCCCCACGAUGCAGAAGGGCAGGAGAGGAGGAGGGUGGCAUGUGACCUGGCCUGAGGUCUUCCUCCAUGGAAGGAGCCAGGGGUGGGAAGAUUGGCCACCUCCAGAAUAAAAAGCACGUUUUUUAUGAGGAGGCCUAGUUGAUAAGAUUGUCCUUGGCCCGAGGCCAGAGGCUCCUGGAUGGUCAGUGCUCCAGGCCUUGGACCUAGGCUGUAGUUCCUUCUAUGGUCCCAACAAUGGAAAGAAUAUACCCCGUUUGCAGUCUCUGGUCUUAUGUGUUUGAGAAUGGAGGAAUGUUAUUCCUUGCUUCCAUACCCCCACAGGCCUUAGCUGCUGUGUGGGCUGCAAGUGCUUUCUUCGACACCAUCAGAUGUUUGAGAAGAAACAAUGCCAGGGGAAACAAAAGGAUUGGUCGACAGGCAUUUGCAGAAUAUGAAGUGUUUUUCUGGUGGGAUGUCUGGACCCUGGGUGCCCAGGCAGCUGCUGGGUUUGGAGCCAGCUCAAGACAACUUCCUCUGUAAUAUGUAAAAGCUCCCGUGGGCUCUGCCACCUCCAGCUGUGGUGUGCCCCUCCCUCCAUGGCAUGGGGGCCAGAGGCAGGUUCAGGAACUCUGGUCAUUUCCAGGAUUAGCGGUAGAGGCCUGUGGGGUAUUUUAUCUUGCAUUAGUACUGCUUUGUGUUCUAGAAAGAUCUGGGGAAAGAGUCCCUCAUUCUGUACCUGGUCUCCAAGCUGACAUUUUAAAUCUCUGCUUCCAGCUAAAGCUGAUCCCAGGUCCCUGAAACACUCAGACACCCCUACCUUAGCAGUGGCGAGCAUCCUAUGGGCUUUGUUCCCUUUGAGCUAGGGAUGGAUGCAGCUGAUAUCUCCUUUGCCUACCACCUACCUU
Messenger RNA from Mus caroli (Ryukyu mouse), 3321 nucleotides. The record is from RefSeq and is a predicted model, not a curated record. NCBI's taxonomy places the organism in Eukaryota, Metazoa, Chordata, Mammalia, Rodentia, Muridae.